GGAUUGUUUCGGAAGUAUCUAUAUAGAAUAGUUUGGGUACCAGCAACGCUUCCUAGUCCUCCGUAUCGUCAGAUGAUGGAAAUGACUAAAAAGUCCACGCUGAACGAGGAAAGAAUUCUCUAUGCUGUAAUGGGUUCGAGCAAUACUUGCGCUAAGCUUAACGAAACCACAAAUGACGAGAAAGAUUUGCUAGAUGGUCCGGUGUAUGAACACCCUUCUGUGGAAGAUCCAACGAUUCUGGACGGUGAAAAUUAUGGAUUUGCGGGCAACGGAGAUUACGACGGAAAGUCUGGGCAGCCGUUUGUCUCUGGCAGAAGGAAGAGGAGGUCAUUCCUGAAGAACAUCAGCAAUGCAUUUCAGGUUUCGGCAAAGGCUGUAGUCGGUAAACGCUACUCUGCUUUGAAAAAAUGUAGUACGGCCAGUACGGAUACUGUGGGCACAUCGGACUCCUCUACAGGCAUAGAGGAAAUUUCAAUGAUGGAAAUUCAGCGACCGGCAGUUGCAGGCACCGUGCGCCGGUCACUGCCCGUCGAAGAUUUAAAAAAUGAAGGUAUAAGGUUAGACUCUCGUAUUAGACUCCGGUCUUCGGAUCAACCUCGUAUGGCUACGGUCUUGAGAUCUUCUAGCAAAAUUUCAAGAAGCCUAAACGACAUUGCUUUCGAAUUUCCUGGAAGCUUAGAAACUUGUUCACCAACGGGAGAAGUUGGAUCUUUAAAAGAGGUGAACUUGGAGGGAUCGGAUAAUUCUUUCACAGGAGAAAUUGAAGCGCCCAUGUCGAGCGGUAGGAUCUCGUCCUCUCCAAUUCCUUUCCACAACUCCGGGCCUGAGAACGAUGGGGCAAAAGCUGCUGUCGGCACCGGAAGAAUUGAAGAGUUGAACGUCGCGCAACGUACGCUGCAGUGCUCUUUCUAUUCGGUAUUAGAUGACUCUCUAAAUUCCGCAGAAAAAAACUCUACUAAUAGUACUCAAAAUAAUAGGGUGUCCAAAAGAUCAGCUGAAACUAGUGAUAAAAUAAUGUUGUUCAGAUCGAAUGAUUUUAUUGAAGCUCGGACUCACGAUUCUGAAAGUGCCAUCGAAACGCUUACUCGGCAGCAUUUAUCGCAUGUACGUUUUUUGUAUAUAUUUUUAUUUGCUCAGCUAAUUUUGAAUAUAUUAUUGGUGCUAAUGAUUAUUGCAUACUCGCAAGUCUUAAAGUAACUGGACUCUGUUGUUAGGAGACUCAGGACACCUUUAUUUAUUUUAUCGGUCUGCCUACCUGGUAAUUUUUAAUUAGUAUUUUAUCGGUCUGCCUUCCUGGUGAUUUUAGUGCUGACAAUUGUGAGUAAUCCUACCAUAUGAUAUACGUGUUGAUGUUUGAUACCUGAACGAUCUAAUAUAAAAUAAUGAACAUAGAAUUAGAGCAUCGUUACCCUAAUGAAGACUGCAGAGGAAUAAGAAGAAUUCUAUAGGUUCAUUCGCCGCCAUCGGAUUAUUAAGUUGUUUUCGCGUUCAUUAGAUUUUUGCACAAUGUAACAAAGUGAACAGAUACAUACGCGAUACUAUAUCUUCUGCACAUU
Messenger RNA from Hyalella azteca, 1556 nucleotides. RefSeq lists its product as uncharacterized. The coding region runs from base 73 to 1197 and encodes 374 amino acids. The record is from RefSeq and is a predicted model, not a curated record. Lineage: Eukaryota; Metazoa; Arthropoda; Malacostraca; Amphipoda; Hyalellidae. The transcript has 2 exons.